Messenger RNA from Solea senegalensis (Senegalese sole), 2035 nucleotides. RefSeq names its product cAMP-dependent protein kinase inhibitor alpha (gene pkia). The record is from RefSeq and is a predicted model, not a curated record. Gene Ontology annotation, cellular component: cytoplasm; nucleus. Gene Ontology annotation, biological process: negative regulation of cAMP-dependent protein kinase activity. Gene Ontology annotation, molecular function: cAMP-dependent protein kinase inhibitor activity. The transcript has 3 exons. Bases 221 to 448 code for a protein of 75 amino acids. NCBI's taxonomy places the organism in Eukaryota, Metazoa, Chordata, Actinopteri, Pleuronectiformes, Soleidae.
CACCAUAAUUAUCCCUCUGAGUGUGUGGUUUCGGUCGUUGUGUUGCAUUAGUUCACCCUCACUUGUGUUUCCCCCCCCCCCACAGUUUGUCGCUUCUGUGUCACCCGUGUCAACGCUAUCCUACACUGAGAUUAAAGUAGAUUAAUCAAGGAUUAGUUCACAAAAUAGAAGAAGGGAGGGAUGGAGUGAAUGGAUCCUGCUAUGGUGAGGUUUGCCAGCUAUGACGGAUGUCGAGGUGACCUACGAGGACUUCAUUGCCUCGCGGCGGUCAGGUCGCAGAAACGCCGUCCAUGAAAUCCAAGCAGCCGCUGGAGCACAGGGACCCAGUGACCUGUCACAGAGUCUGGCACAGCUCAACGUCAACCAGUCAGGUGAAAAAGGAGAAGAUGUGGAGCAAAGCCAGGGCUCUGCAGCCAAACAGGAAGACUCUCAAGGUGAGAGCAACUAAACGGCAACCAGCGCUGGAUGUUUUACGGACUCAACGCGGCCGCUAGGAAGCCGACAGCACCAUCUCUUUCAAUAACGACAAACACGCACAGCGAAAUCCUCUGCUGCCAACAUCCUCCUUUCCUCUGUGCCUUUCCUUUACGGUUUGUUGAUGUGGCACUGGAUGUGAUGUACAGUAUAUGACGUCAGCAACCAGAGCCAGUUUGUCUGUUUGUCUGUGUUUUUGCAGGGUGAAGAGGGAAGGGAACAGAGGUCAGUCAAGGAUUUUAGAUCAGGCUGGAAUGUUUCCUCUGAAUUAGUCUCCUGUCCCCUUUUAUUUAAUUUCAACAGGUACAGAACUACCUAUUAAUGCCAAUUUAUAAUCUCCUUAAAUUAUUUCUCAUGUUUAUUUAUUUUGGGUUGAGCAUAGAUUUCAUCCAUCUCAUUGGUGUUGGAGUGGAACUAAUUUCUAAUUGACGUCCUAGGGGAGGCAAUGUAUGUAUGUAUGUAUACUCGACUUUAUAUACUUUUUCUCUUACACACUGACCCACAACCUUUCUUGUGUCCCACAGAUGCAGCCAGUGUCUGAUUAUACAGAGUGCAGUAUAUUAAGAUUAUUUCUUAAUAUGAGUUCUCCUAACUUUUUUGCAGAUGUUUUGUUUUUGUUUUUUACCAAGGAAUAGGAAAAUCUUUGAAAGUGUCCAAUAAUAUAUAAAAUGCAACUGACAGACGAUUUACAACUGUGAUUCACAUUGUGAACAUUUUGUACGAGACAAAAAAAGCCACCUACAUGGUUGCUAGUAGUUUUGUAACAGCAUUUUUUUAAUGACAUGUAAUCUUGUGUAUUCAGUCAUAUUUAAUUAUCCCUCUCAGUGUCAACAUUUUAAAUACACUAUGGUUUGUUCAGCGUUAUCCAAAUAUGAUUUGUUGAUAGUGGGUGUUAAGAGAAAUCAUUUAUUUGCUGCUGGAGAUUAGAAGAGUUACAAGACUGACUGCACUGAUGGACACCGAGUGUGUUUUUAUAAUUAUUAUUAUUAUUAUUGUUGCUCUGUAUUUUGUGAAUAUACACAUCACAUACUGUGGAUUAUAGGGUCCGCCAGAUUAGUUAUUGUUGGGAUUGUACAGACUACCGGUGAUUUUCUCAAUUUCAAAGUCCCAUUUUGUAUUGAUUUACCUUUUUUAUAGAGAAUGGAACCAGCCCUCUUAAUACCACAAUAGUAGCUGUGGGAUAAACUGCCUUUGUGAUACUAAUUAAACAUGCACUCAAAUUAAUGUUGUAUAACACUGAUAUAUUUGUGUAAUUGUUACUUUUUUUAUUCCAUCCAUAUCUGAUCAGUUCAUUUUCUGUUUUUAGUAAGAUUUGAAAUGGUAUAGUUCUGUUUAUUUAUAUAGAAUUUCAUGUCAAAAAUCGGAGUUUGUGGGCAUUUUGUUUUUACAACGGAGCUACAAGGUCAAGGAUAACUUAAUAAGUGAGGUUUGUUUGGCGUGUAUCGUCAUUCAUGAGUCAUGUUUUCUGUGUUAAACUAUGUCAUGUCCCCACAUUUGACUUUGCCAGGUUUGACGUGCAGUUGUAAACACUGCUAGUGAAAAAUUAAACUCUUUCAAUGUG